Oikopleura dioica is the source of this 1350-nucleotide messenger RNA. Lineage: Eukaryota; Metazoa; Chordata; Appendicularia; Copelata; Oikopleuridae. The record is from the annotation of a GenBank genome assembly.
AUGCUGCGCCGCGUCCUCUCUGCUCCUCUCCGUUCGCUCAAUCGAUUCGCUAGCUCUGCAAGCUUCGAUUUCAACCCUGUACUCCUCCAUGACAUCGCUCCCGCUGAUGGUCCUCCAUCUUCUGGCACCGUAACCAGCGAGGAAGCCAUUAAGUACUACACCCAGAUGCAGACUAUCCGACGCAUGGAGCUCAAAGCCGAUCAGCUUUACAAACAGAAAGUGAUCCGUGGCUUUUGUCACCUUUACGACGGACAGGAGGCGUGCUGCGUCGGCAUGGAGAAUGCAAUUGAAGGCACCGACGACGUAAUUACGAGCUACAGAGCGCACGGCUGGACUUACGUCCGCGGCAUUCCAGUCAAGGAGGUCCUUGCGGAACUCUUCGGACGAGACUUGGGAUGUGCCCGCGGCCGAGGGGGAUCCAUGCACAUGUAUGCUGAUGGAUUCUACGGAGGCAACGGAAUCGUUGGUGCUCAAGUUCCUCUUGGCGCUGGACUCGCCUGGAACCAGAAGUACACCAACAAUGGUGGUAUUUCUAUUUCCAUCUAUGGCGAUGGAGCUGCCUCCCAGGGACAGAUCUUUGAAGCUUACAACCUCUCUAAGCUCUGGAAGCUCCCAGCCAUAUUCGUCUGCGAGAACAACCAGUACGGCAUGGGUACCUCCGUCGAUCGACACUCCGCUUCGACUGAGUUUUACAAGCGAGCUGGUUACAUUCCUGGUAUUCUUGUUGAUGGUAUGGAUGUUGUUGCUGUCCGAGAAGCUACCAAGUGGGCCAAGAAGUUCGUCCUUGAAAAUGGUCCCCUUCUUAUUGAGUUGAAGACUUACAGAUACCACGGUCACUCUAUGUCCGACCCUGGAACUUCUUACCGAACUCGAGACGAGGUCCAGAGCAUGAAGAAGACCCUUGACCCCAUUACUGGCUUCCGAAAGCGAUGCAUCGACGCUGGUUUGUUGACUGCCGACCAGGUCAAGUCCAUCGACAAGGAGGUCAAGAAACUUAUCGAGGCCGAGACUGGAGAGGCUCUCAGCUCCCCAGAACCAUCCAUGGAUGGCAUCGCACACAACAUCGUCAAGGGCGGUUUUUCGAAAAAGAAAUCUAUCUUUAGUUUAAAUGGGGUUAUUGCUUCCUUGAGCUUUUCUUCUCAUCUCGAGCGGAAAAAGCGACAUUCGCCAAACCGUUACAGACCUCGAAGCCUUUCAAAGUCCGAUCUUGCAACUCUUACAGCACAUAUGAGCACAACGUCAACUUGUAAACGCGCCUCCAGAGCCAGUUCUGGUGUAACUUCCUAUUUAUUGAAUCAACAGAAAAUAUGUGAAAGCCAAUUUCCUUCAACUCACCUAAGAAACCCAUGA